UAAAUUCCAGAAACCGAAACGCUUUUUUUUCCCACCUCUCUGUUCUCAUCAACUCCUCAUUCAUUCUUCAGCAGCAGUUCAGUUUUCCUUACUCAUCAAAUCGCUAAGUCGGUGUAUUCGUUAAAUGGCGCAUUUAUAAUAAUCGCCUAUCCGCAUUUCUCCAAAAACCGAUUCUCACAUUGAAAUGGUUCAAGUUAUGGAAGUUCAAUUGUUUUGUUCUAGUUUUAAUAAUACUUUUUAUUUGGCUGAGUGAAGGAAGAAGACAGAGUUUCAGUGGCUAAAGCAAAACUCCCAUGGACAAGCUAACGUCAAAAUUUACUUGGAGGAUCGAGAAUUUCUCGCAACUGGAGGAUAAAAUGCUUUUCUCUGCCACGUUCCUCGUGAAUGAGAAGAAAUGGAAGGUGAUCCUUUUUCCCAAAGGAAUCAAGGAUGAUCAUUUGUCUAUGUAUCUCGGUGUUGUUGACUCGUCUCGCUUUCCCAAUGGCUGGACUAUACCAACAACCUUCAGUAUAACUCUGUUUAACCACAUAGACACCCACAAAACCAUCAAGAAAGAUUUAGUACACACUUUCAAUGCUCAAGAAAGCAAUUGGGGCUUCGAAUCAUUUAUCUCUCUAAGUGAAUUACAUGAUAAAAGUGGAGGUUAUAUCGUAGAAGACGCAUGCUUGAUAGAAGUUGAAGUACAUGUGCCUGAUGAUGUUUCUCCAUCUGCUAACCAUAAAGUGCUUUAGAUUCUUCUAUUGCUGUUCUUGAUAAUGUGGGAUCUGUGCACAACCAGGCUCAGUCUUUUCUCCAGUCACUGUCCAAGAAACCACUCACCUCAGGAUCUAAUGCCUCAAAUAGACAAAUACCUCUGCUUAAACGAUAUUAUUAUGCAAAAGAAAUCCUUGACAUAUUGAUAUCAUGCUCUUUGGAUGAUAUCGCCGAUCCCAGCAAUGAAAGUGCAAUAAUGGAGUCUUUGUCCACACUCAAAGACUCAACUGAUUUGUGUGGUCGGGGCGUGGGAGAGGCCAUUAUGAACAUGAGAUACACUUUUCCGAAAGUGGUGCAGGAAUGGAGAGACUCAUAUCGAGUUAAGGGAGGUAGUGAGCAUCCGUGGUCUACUUUCGAGAAAACCAAAAGCGUUCUUGAACAUUUAGUGAAAGUGGAGGAAGGAAUAAGGACUAAACUGGAGGAGCUAGACAAGAAAGAAAAGGAAUUGGAAGCUCAGGUGGAGGCGGUCGAAAGCGAGAGUCGAAAGCUCAAAGAGGAAAGGGAAGAACUAUCAAACCAGACGAAGAUAAUUUUUGAUCUUGUUAAGGAACUUGCUCAGCAAGUCGAACCAAAGGUGGUUGAGGUAGACCGGGAUAACCAUACAGUGGAGGAGUCCUUGAAGGCAAAGUGGGCUACUACAAGACAACUCUUUGCUUGAUAUAUCUGAGCUGCCAGUGUCUAUAAUUUACAUCAGAUAUGCCAACAUCUUGUCUUCUGUCAUUCGGUUAAGGUAGUAUUUCUUAUGUGCUUUUAAGGUAGAAUCUGAUGUAAUAUAAACACCCUUUGCUUAUCAGAUUUUAACGCUUCUAAACUUUCUUGGACUUUCAUCUUUCUUGUGAAACAAUAAUUCUUAUA
This is a messenger RNA of Cuscuta epithymum, 1608 nucleotides long. Lineage: Eukaryota; Viridiplantae; Streptophyta; Magnoliopsida; Solanales; Convolvulaceae. The record is from the annotation of a GenBank genome assembly.